GGCUCACGUUGCACAUUUGUGUCAAGCGGUUUGGACUGGAUGACGUUAUACGAUGCGUAACUGGAAAACAACUAAAACAUACUCACUUUAUGCUGGAUGGACAAUCAAUUUUGUGCUCGCCCAAGUUGUGGACAUUAAACCCGAGGGUCAAGGGGAUCUCAACAGUACCCGAGACACAAGCCUGACAUCCUAGACCCAGCGCUCACCUGCAUCAUUGUUGGUCCGUUGCCACCACAUGGAACCGAUUCCCUCUAAACACAUGACGACGCCUCGCUACGACUUCAACUGGACAAUAUGCUGUUAAUGUAUGACCAGAGCGUAGUGAUGUCAGGAGGCGAUGGUGGCCAAGAUGGGGAGGAGCCAGCAAUGCCAGCGGGCACAGCGGAGGGUGAAGGGGCGGACGGGGUGGCAUCAGCGCGUCAGGAUGGACGGGUGCGGUUGCAACACCUCACGGCAGAGGGACAAGGAGCGUUAACAGGAGAAGGGGGUCAGGAAGACGAGGAGAUGACCAAUUCCUCCAAUGAUCUUUCUUCUGUGGCCAAUGAAAGCCCAGGCAGCACCAGAUUAUGUCCCACACCGUCAGCCAAGAGCAGCGAGUUGGCCGUCAGUGGAAGAGGACACGCCCACCGGGAAGUGGUGAGCACCGUGGCUGAGAUGAAGAAGAGGCUUCCUUCGGACAAGCAGAGCCACAGCAAAGCCAGCACUGUGGAGGCCUUACAUUACGCUCUCAAAUGCGUCAAGCAAGUACAAGCUAACAGCGAGUACUACAAGUUGCUGAUGCAAAAUGGACAGGAUCAGAGAAGAGAUGACACUGUUUGCACCUUGGAAGAGCUGGAGAGGGUCACCUCUGAGCACAACCUUAAAAACACGGAUUCCUUCGUGAUGGUUUUCUCUCUGUCGAGCGGCCGGGUGUUGUACACGUCGGAGCAGGCUCCCAGCUUGCUGUGCUGCAAGAGGAAGUACCUGGAGUCUGCAAAGUUUGUGGAACUGCUCUUCCACCAAGACGUCAACGUCUUCUACUCGCACACGGCGCAGCCACACCUGCCCCCGUGGAGCAACUCGCACUCGGCUGGAGUCCUGUUCGACAGUGCCCAGGUCAAGUCCUUCUUCUGCAGGAUAAGGGGAAGCAAAGAUCGCGAGGGCGAGAUGCGUUACAAUCCCUUCAGGAUCACACCUUACCUGCUGAAGGUGCAAAGAACAGGGAGCGGAGAAGAGGAGGAGCCGUGCUGCCUGGCGUUAGCCGAACGAAUCACCUCUGGAUACGAAGCACCUCGUAUCCCUAUGGACAAACGUAUAUUCACCACGACACACUCCCCCGGCUGUGUUUUCUUGGAAGUUGAUGACAGGGCCGUGCCUUUGCUGGGAUACAUGCCUCAGGACCUGAUUGGCACCUCGUUGCUGACCUGCAUCCACCCAGAGGACCGUCCCCUCAUGCUGUCGAUGCACAGGCAAAUAUUAAAGUACGCCGGCCAGCCUCCGUUUGAGCACUCUCCAGUGCGUCUGCGGUGUCAGAAUGGAGACUACGUCACGCUGGACACCAGCUGGUCCAGUUUCAUCAACCCCUGGAGCCGCAAGGUGGCCUUCAUCAUCGGACGGCACAAAGUCAGGACGAGCCCUCUGAACGAGGACGUGUUUGCGGCUCGGACGAAGGACUACGUUCCCAUCACUUAUGAGGAAAUAAAGGACCUUCAAGCCAAGAUCUAUAAGCUUUUCCUCCAGCCGGUGCACAACAAUGGCUCCAGCGGUUACGGCAGUUUGGGAAGUAAUGGCUCCCAUGAGCACUACGUCGGCUUUGCUUCUUCAAGCGAGAGCAACGGGAACCUGUGGGAGGAUUCAAACCGGGAACCGAUGACCUUGCAGCAGAUCUGUGCUGACGUGAACCGAUCGAAAAGUUGGGGCCAACAUGCUUAUCUUGACUCCGGCCAAAGAAAUGGCCCUCCUGGCAGACUUAACACAGUGCGAGGAAACAAAGAAAGCAGGAAGCAAACGCACAUUCCCUCCUAUCAGCAGAUCAACUGCGUGGACAACAUCAUCAGGUACUUGGAGGGCUGCGCUGGUCAGGUCCUGAAGCGAAAGAGCGAAUCUCCCUCCGUGGACACGACCUCUUCCUCGUCUUCCAACACAGAAGAAGAAGAGGAGAAGGCCACAGGUGUGGCUCCGAACGCCCCCGAAGUGGUUGUGUUGGACAGUGAGGUGUCAGUGGCCCCUACAGCUGCAGCAGUUGUCGGGGCCCCUCUGACAGACAUCACCAUGUCCUCUAAGGCCAUGAGUGUUGUCUCGGUCACUAGCCAGUGUUCGUACAGCAGCACCAUCGUCCAUGUACCGCAGCCUGAGUCAGAGGCCACGGCACCGGAGGACGCCCCGAUGGGCAGCGAGCCGGCUGAACCCGCCGCCGCCCCUCUCCGCCCAGCCCCCGGCCUCGCCGCGGAGGGGAGGAGGCUGGUGGGUCUCACCAAGGAGGUGCUGUCAGCUCACACUCAGAAAGAGGAGCAGGAAUACGUCGAUCGUUUCCGCCAUCGCAUCCUCCAGAGUCCCUACAGCUCCUAUUUACAGCAGGAAAACGGCUCAAUGGCUCAUUCCCACCAACCAGGGGACUAUCUGCGUCCGAUAAGCGCUGGAGGCUGGAAUCGCUCUCGAAGAGCAAAGGCCAGACACAAGCGACCCAAACCCCAGGGCUCCUCGGACAGCUACGCCUCCCCGACUGGCCCCGCCCGCCCUGUUCCUGGCUCAUCGUGGCCCUCCUCGGAGUCCUCCCAGCCUCAGAGGGCGGAGACCUACAGCCAAACAUCGCCCGUCCCGCUGCCCUUCUUCCCCGUCCUGGGGAAUCCUGGCACGGAGCAGCCCACCGGAGCACAACAGCUGUCCGCGGCCGCUCCCGCACUGUUACAACCUCCCGAGCAGCUCGGCUGCAACUUUAACGUCACGCCAUCCGUUCAGGGCCAGCCGGCCAUGCAGCCGCUUCAGAUGCUGCCCCUGCAGAACGUCCAGAACUUUUACAGCCCCCUCCCGCUGGUUUCAGCCCAGACCUUCAACCCCUACAUGUCUCCAGUCAUGGCCGUCAUCCUUCCCAACUAUCCCGCUUUAACUCCGGCCUUUCCUCCCGUUCCCUCUACUGUACCUCAAGGAUCCAACGUGACGGCGGACUACGCUCCCGGCGGCGCGUCCUUCCCUCAGCCUCAGUUCCAGGUCCAGACUGGCCCUCACGCUCAGACGCCACCGGGUCUUCUACUUUGCUCACAGAAAGCCACCUCCUCUGUCGGGGAGGAGGAGGAGAGGGCCGGGCCUCAGGCUUUAUUCUCAAGCUCGCGCUCCAGUUCCCCUUUACAGCUCAAUCUCCUGCAGGAGGAGCUCCCCAAGCCGAGCGACGGGCAGAGCAGCACCGGACACAACCACUCGGAAAGUCUGCUUGAAAAACAUGCUAUUGAGGGUGAUGCCCCAAGUGAGUCUGGCAACCAGGAUGCCCAGUCAACAUCCAGUGAGCUGCUGGACCUGCUCCUGCAGGAGGACGCCAGGUCAGGGACCGGCUCCAACGCUUCGGGAUCUGGAUCAGGGGAAUCUGGAGGUUCGCUGGGGUCCGGAUCCGGCUCCGGCUCCAAUGAAACGUCCACCUCUCACACCGGCAGCAGCAACAGCAGCAAGUACUUUGCCAGCAACGACUCGUCGGAGACGUCCUGCAAAGCUCAUAAGAGCCAGGAGGCAGCGGUGGAGCGCCCGCACGGCUUUGACAGUCGGGUGGAGAACUCCCUGUGGAGCAUGAUCCAGCACACGCCUGAGCGGGUGAUGAUGACGUACCAGAUACACACCAGGGACCAGAUGGAGGUGCUGGCCGAAGACCGCGAGAAGCUGCGAGCGCUUCAGCCUCUCCAGCCGUGGUUCAGCCAGGAGCAGAGAGAGGAGCUGGCCAAGGUCCAUCCUUGGAUCAAGCAGCACACCAUCCCACGGGAGAUAGACACACAGGGUUGUGUGAGCUGCAUCACGGUGACAGGCCUGGCCCAGGCCCCUCAGCCAGCGGUCCCAGACGGUUUAUUACCGGCGGAGAGCCUUCAGGCGGACCCCGUUGGACCCGCGGCUGACACCUUCAGCGGCUCGCAGUGAACCAACCGUGUCAGAAACGUCAGAAACAGCCGCGGUGCGUCUCGUCCCACAGCUCCACAGCAAUGGAUCCGGUGCUUUUAACUUAUCUUCAACACUUUUUGUAUAAAACGAGGCGAGGGCCUGGGAGCACAGAGGUGGGUCUGCAGCGAGCUGAGAGGGACACGUUACGUUACUGGCCUCGUUACGGACCACUGAAACGGCACCUCUCUUCUUUUUUCUGCCGAUGAAGCCCCUGGAGGGACUUGUGUCAUAGUAAUGACUCCCCGGCUCUUUGUGUCACUCAACCACCUGCUGCUCAGACCCAGAACGCACAGGAAACAUUUAUCCAGUGGCAGGAAGUCCAUGUGGAGCAGCUUAUUGACCCACAUCGACACUUUCAGCAACACGGCAGCAGCCAGCCAUGAGCACCGCGCGGGAAACUACUUUUUUUUUAAUCUGAUGGAGACAAAGACAUGUUAGCAGCUCUCGGUUGUUUUUAAUGUUCAGGUAAAAAUCCUACGAGUUGUUACUGUGUUAUGAUCGCCUGUUUCCAUAACCCGGUGUCCGCCGGUCCAGAUCAUCCUUUUUGUUGUGUAGCGUAAUAUCGAUGUCGACUCAUGAAUAACGGCCAACCUGUUGAGAAUGUCAGAUCUCAUCAACUGGUUCAUACCUGUAGACUGUGUAGCUGUGAAGAGGCGCUACGCAGCACCGGGUUUCCGCUGAUUUCACCUUUUAUCGACUAAAAUAAUUCUCCCUCCAGACCCUGUAGCGGUAUUUUUGGACCGUGUGUGCGCGUGAUUGUGCGAUAGAAAGAGAAAAAGGAACCCGACCAAUUCUGUGAACGUUCCUGUCCUGAAGUGAGGUUGAGGGUGUGAAUGCGUUGACCGUCUACUUCCUGUGAAACACUUGUCCAACAGUACAACACAGAGCUGGGUUUGUAUCAUUUUUUUUUUUUUUUUUUUGGAUCAAAGGUAUAUAUAUACCAGUGCUGUGUGUUUUUAUAGAAAAUCUACACAAAUACAUACUACAAAGUGUAUAAAAAAGCCAUCUGUCUUGAAUUCAGGGACUGUUUGUGACACAAAAGAAUGAAUAAAUGAUCUAUGAUCUGAGA
This is a messenger RNA of Fundulus heteroclitus (mummichog), 5185 nucleotides long. It is a transcript of the gene per3, whose product is annotated as period circadian clock 3. Gene Ontology annotation, cellular component: nucleus; cytoplasm. Gene Ontology annotation, biological process: entrainment of circadian clock by photoperiod; circadian regulation of gene expression; negative regulation of transcription by RNA polymerase II. NCBI's taxonomy places the organism in Eukaryota, Metazoa, Chordata, Actinopteri, Cyprinodontiformes, Fundulidae. The record is from RefSeq and is a predicted model, not a curated record. The coding region runs from base 295 to 4095 and encodes 1266 amino acids. Gene Ontology annotation, molecular function: transcription cis-regulatory region binding; transcription corepressor binding. The transcript has 22 exons.